This is a messenger RNA of Spirodela intermedia, 5559 nucleotides long. NCBI's taxonomy places the organism in Eukaryota, Viridiplantae, Streptophyta, Magnoliopsida, Alismatales, Araceae. The record is from the annotation of a GenBank genome assembly.
AUGGCGGCCCCCGCUCCUGCUUACCCGACAACCUCUUCUUCCUCCGUUCAUACCCUCCCCCCGCCGCCGCCGCUGCCGCUGCCACCUCCAUCCCAGGCUCCCCCUCCACCCUCUUCAUCGGGUCCGCCGCCGUUCGUUUCCCGCACGGAACUGCCGCACUACCGGCUCUACGAUUUUGCUAAGACGGCCCUCAUCAAGAUAUUCGUCUCACCAUACGCGACGGUUGGCAUCUAUUCUGUGCACCCUCCUUUCUCUCUCUGUAAACCCUAACCGUGAUGACGUUUUCUUCUCCUUCUUUCCCCAUCAAAGGUGUGCGAUCUCUAUUGCGGCGGUGGCGCUGACACUGACAAGUGGGACGAAGCCCAAAUAGGCCACUAUAUUGGCGUCGGUACGCUCCGCUGUGACACCCCCCACGCCCACCCCUACCAGCUUCACUUAAUCCAUCGCUUAAUUCACCAGAGCUUGGUUUCAGAUGCAUCGUCAUCCGGCAUCAGUGAUGCUCGAGAAACGUGGGAGAGUCAAAGAAAACCCUACACGGCAGAAUUCCUGGACCUGGACCCCUCUUUUGUGAGUGCCGUCAGAGUGUCAUUUAGCUAUGGGUUCCGAUGCUUAUCAACACAAAUGUCUUUUACAGGAAAACUUAGAGCUGCAUUUGGAGGACAAGGGUAUCCCAGUAGAUAUCGUCUGCUGUUUGCAACAUUUGCAGGCGGGUUGGUUAUUCAUGAUCGACAGACUCACGUUCAUGUUUCGUGUUCGUCGUGAUGCUGACUGGGAUAUUCGUGCAGCUUUGUUUUGAAAGCGAGGAGAGAGCGAGAAACCUUCUUCGAAAUGUGUCGAUUCUGCUUAAACCGGGAGGAUAUUUUUUUGGUAUUACUCCUGAUUCGUCAACCAUAUGGUGCGUAUUGAGAUUUCCUCUGUCAAUUCUGCAUUUUCAACAUAAUAAGAUGCCCAUGCGAAGCACUGUUAAUUUGAUAAAUGCAUUUAAAUUUCGAGCAUAAUCAUUUGCACAAUGGCCGUUUUCGAGCGAAAUAGCACCUCGUACAAUGGGGAAUGUUUUUUCCUUGUGAUCGCUGCUAUUAUUAUCAUGUAUCACAUAGGCAAAUUGGGACUAAUUUCUUAGUUUCUUCCUCUUAAUGCAAUAUGUUUUUUCCCUGCAGCUUGGUCAAUGUUGGAUCUCACCCACCAAAUCAUUGUGAAAGUUGAUUCGUUCUCACCUCAUCUAGAUAACCAUUCGUUCUCCAUCAUACAGACACCUCUGGAACGUUACUUGACUUCAGCACGGUUGGGAUAUAAAGCCCCAACCAGAUGACAUUCAUUGAGGUGUAGAGUCAUUGACCAGCAGGGCCACUAUGCUAUUGAUGCUUAACUUUGCGAUACAUAGGCUCUUGCAGUGAUAUAAUCGUGGAAGUAGGGUUUGGGCUUGCCCCAUCUGUGAAAUCAGAUUAGAUACACUAUAUCGAUUAACACAAAAGAUAAUUAAGCCUGUGAGUACAGAGAGAAUCUUGCAAACGGCAAAGGGUAGAACUGAAGACGCAUACAACCAAGUAUAACAAAAAAGGGAAGUAUAAUGUGGUUUCAUGUGAGGGAAAGCAGAUACAUCUAUUGCAACUAUCGAUGGAGAGUAUCAAGAAGGAAAGGUCUCAAACCUUGCAUACAAUAGGCAGUCAAGGUUGUACCAGAAGCUCUUUAUGAAUAAGAUGGUACCUUACCAAGUACCUUACCAAGUAUAUUCUCAUUGCAUCAGUAGGCACCAACAAAUGAGAGCCAGAGUUAAAAUGCCUUGCACGUUUUCCAGAAAACAUUAGACUGUCUAUUUGCACUCUUCCCAGUGUGAAAAAUACACCAGGACUUGCAUCUGGAGUGUAAUCUAUCAACAGGACCAAAAAGGAACCUAGAACUAGGUUACACUCACGAAGAAAACUAUUGAUAGCGGUGCACGCUGUGAGAAACAACAUAGCUCAAAUGUGGAAAACAGAUAAAUAAAUAGAGAAGCAUGUGAUAUCUCUAGUUCUGAAGCAUGGGAAAAGUCUAAAGCACAGAGGAGAAUGAAUGAGUGAUGCAUGACGAUCCUUUUAACAUUUUUUUAUCUAGAGUCUGAAGAUGAAAAGACCUCAUUCUCAAACGGCAUUCCAUUAAGGAGGUCGAACACUGAGCAAUAUCCUGCGGAACUGGAAUAAUUUCCAUCGAUGACUUCUGCAGCGAGAAGCAUUGUUUGAGGGGACAAGGGCAUAUGGCAUACUUUGGAAAAGGAGCAGAUAUUAAUACCAUUGACCUUAUGAAUACAAUUUCUUGUAAACGUCAAGCAUACAGAGCAGGGAACCACAAUGGACUACCAAUAUCAAUUGAUAAUGUAACGAUGAAAAUUUUGGAAAUUGUUGUGGCCUGAGUAUCAACAUCACAAGUCUUAGGAUAACUAGACAGUGUCUGCAUCUCAUCUUCUCAUGUGUCACUCAACAAUUAGCGUUAAACAUAAAGCUGAGAGGUAUCUAUAAAAAGUGUCCAUUGGUCCUGCUUGAUGAUUACAUUUCUUUUCUAACGCGCGGAGACAGGACCUAAUUUGCAUCAAUUGGAUAAUCACAAUUAUCUUACACACCAUGUGUGCACACUUCUAACGCUUUGGAACUUCCUAUCUCAAUUUGCUUCGCUUUGAUUCGAAAAAUUGAGUAAGUGUGAUGCUGAGAGAACUUAUAACACGUUUUGAUUGAGCCCAUUAUUGAGUCGACCCUAUUCUGAUCAUUGUUUUGAACCAUAUUGUUCGAUAUUAUCUUCAUUCAGAGAACAAGUUCAAUUGAGAACAAUCAGUCGUUGUGAUAUUUCAUUACAAGUUGUGAAUCGAUAGUCUUUCUUGACAAUUUUCCUUUCUAGAGCACGUUUUUUGCAGAUUUUAUAACGUGCAGAACAGAAUGUUGUACUAUUUUGGGCAUGUGUUCCAUCACCCCAAGGCUUAUGGUGCAAAAAUGGAUCAUUAAAAAAUCACAUUAUGGGUUGUUUCUCUUCUAGAGAAAAAAGCAUUUGUUUCAUGCAAUUAUGGUGAUCAUCCUGCUCUAUGCGUCCAGCCUUCAUCAUUGCUUACACUUGAACAUCCAUAUGGGCUUUUCAUUAGAUCAGAUUAACAAUUCCCUCUCAAUGUUGAUAGAUUCUAUCUAGUAUUAUAUGGUUAUCAUUUUACACAUUCGUACCGUAAUGGUCAUGGCUUUCGUUCUAUCUUGUUUCUAUUAGAUCAUUAAUAUUGCACCUUCAACCUCGAAUUCGAUUUCAGGACAAAGUACCAGAAAAAUGUUGAAGCUUCACAUGGUAAAGCAAGUAGUAUGAAGCCGAAUAUUGUGCCAAACUGCAUAAGAUCAGAGAAUUACAUCAUCACCUUUGAAACUGAAGAAGAGAAGUGUGCAUAAUUAUUUGGGAUCAGUUUUUUGACUUCUCCAGCUUAUUAUUUUUUAUAUGAUUAAGUCAUUGUAUUUUUUUAUCUAAAAUUUACAGAUUUCCAUUAUUUGGAAAGAAGUACCAUGUGAAAUUUGCCAAUGAUAUCACUUCAGAGAGCCAUUGUUUGGUCCAUUUUCCAAGCUUGAUCAGGUUGUACAAUGCAUUUCUCUUUCCAUUUUCCAACCUUGAUCAGUUCAAGGAAAUCUGCAUGCUUCCAAUAAAAUAAAUGAAACCUCUUGAUACGAAAUCCAAAUAAGAGAAUCCUAUCUUGUAAAUUACAGAAUCGUUCGUCUUGUGUUAUACACCAUUUUAAAGCAUUGAAUGCGAGAUGAAAAUUGUUGACAAGGAAUCCCAAUUUCAGGGGAAUUUUAUAAAAUCGUUUUGGCUGACUUAUGGUACUAACCCAAAAUAUGUCGUACAAGUAAAAACUGAGAGAAGUUAAAUUAAAGAAAAAAAUCAAUUAAAUUUAUGAAUAAAUUAGAAUGGAAAUUAUAGGCAUAUCUUUUUCAUUGUUCUUUUUCUUUUCACCUGAUUCCUACUCAUAUUUUCUUCUCUUAUCUCUCUUUUUGUUGUCCUUUUUCCUUGUGAUACUUUCUCCUCAUCUCCUAGUUCAUAUUUCGUGCUCAUUCUCAUAUUUGGUUUUCCUAUAACUUUCAGACCGGCUUCAGACUUUUUUUUUUUAUCACUAUUAGCAAUCAGGACACCUUAAAGUAAUCUGGGUAUUUAUAUCAAUCAUCAUAUACCUGUUCUGAUCAGGCUGGCAAGAGAAGUUGGUCUGGAGUAUGUUGAAAUACAGAACUUAACUGAAUUUUAUGAUGAUAACAGGUAUGUGUAAUUUCCAAGGCAUCAUUUGGAUAGAAAUACAUGCGUUUGCAUUCCUGUUAGAAUUUGUUUCAUUGUGUCAACCUAUACAUGUUCGUGAGAUAUGUUGAUAAUGUUCUUUAUUUAGUUUGUCAGAGAUCCCUAGAGACAGUCCUUUAUCACAGAUUUUCUUAUUGUUGCCCAUGAAUAGAAAAGCAAUCAUCAGAUAAAAAAGUCCUAUGCUGUACGUAGAUAUGAUGAAACCAUUACUUAAGUGUGCCUUUGGCAAUUUUCAUUUAUGUUAUACAUUCGAGAUUACCAUCCCUGUGAUUGGACCCCUAAAAGCUGCAGAACCAUGCCAAAAAAGUCAUUUUUGUUUAGGCACUAGCUUUAUGAAAUAGUAAAAUAUAGUUCGACCCACCAUUUAUAGGGGGUGCAAGUGCUAUUUUGUAGGGUUAGAGACAAAUUCAUGCGAUCUAUUGUAUGGCAUCAAAUGGGCGAUAUUUUGAUAAUAUAACGGCAUAGAGUCAAAACUACGGUCAGCUCAAAAAUAGCAUAUUCCAGCACAGAAUUCCUCGAUACAUUUUUCGUACUCAUAUACUGUGUGAGACCUAUGUAUGGUCAGGGUUAUGGUGCCCAAAAAGGACUUCCAGUAGUACCAUUGUCAUGGCAAAUGCUCUUGUCUCUCUCCACUUUGCAAAUUAGUGCUUUUUCAGUCCUUGAAUUUGGGUUAUAAGAUGCCUGAAUACCACUGUAGUUAGAUGUGACCUCACUGAUCUUUCGCAUAUUGCCAAAAGAGCACAAUUUGCAGGUAUGCUCUUCAAUUUUGGUGCAAAUUUCGUGGAUCCUCGUGGAAAGUUGCUUUCUCGAUCUUUUGAUAUCUUAGGUGAUGCUACCCUACCCUCUGGUGUUUCCUACAGAAGUGCUAUGAUGUCUGGUCCUUUUUCUCAUCUCUGUACAAAUUACAUUUAUGUGGCCACAGGUUUAUACACCACCUUUGUCUUUCAGAAGCCAGAUCCAAAUCUCAUCCUACCAAUCUCGACCCCAAUUUGCCAGGAUGGGAACCCCACACAAGAAGAAGCAAGUUCCUCCUAUUCUGGAUGCCUAGUUCUCCUGCAAAAUCCUCCGGCUGUGGCCCUAACCAUCUCCUCGUGUAUAUUUUUUCCUCUGCAGCAAGAGUGGCCAACGAGCGGUUGGAGGCCACAGCCGCAAAUGGAUGAAGACAGAAAUGGGCAUGUGGACGCGAAUAUGACCACCGUAAACAGUGUUAUUCCGGAAAGCGACAAAGGAAUCCUUGGUCCUGGGCCAGCUGAUCUUAGAUUCACAGAACCUUUCUGA